Messenger RNA from Saccharomyces mikatae IFO 1815, 885 nucleotides. RefSeq names its product Sfh5p (gene SFH5). The transcript has a single exon. NCBI's taxonomy places the organism in Eukaryota, Fungi, Ascomycota, Saccharomycetes, Saccharomycetales, Saccharomycetaceae. The coding region runs from base 1 to 885 and encodes 294 amino acids. Gene Ontology annotation, molecular function: phosphatidylinositol transfer activity. The record is from RefSeq and is a predicted model, not a curated record. Gene Ontology annotation, biological process: Golgi to plasma membrane protein transport; regulation of exocytosis. Gene Ontology annotation, cellular component: cytosol; plasma membrane; cortical endoplasmic reticulum.
AUGAAUUUUGACAAUGACAGCCAGAAACAAGUUUUCGAUAAGCUUAAAAAGGCAAUUCCUGGCAUCAUCAAGGAAAAAUGUGCCGGAUAUGAUGAAUUAUACGGUUAUAAGUUGAACUCCCAAGGUCCAACUGCGGAGGAAGUUGAGAAAUAUUACGACGGGAAGAUUGCCGAUUGUUUAAUUUAUAAACUUUGUAAAGCAUACCAAUUUGAGUAUAGCACUAUUGUGCAAAAUCUGGUCGAUAUUUUGAACUGGAGGAAGAAGUUCAAUCCACUAAGUUGUGCCUACAAGGAAGUUCAUAAUACAGAACUGCAAAGUGUUGGCGUUUUGACGUUCGAUGUGAACGGUGACGCUAAUAAGAAAGCCGUCACUUGGAACUUAUAUGGUCAGCUUGUCAAAAAAAAGGAACUAUUCCAAAACGUGGAUAAGUUCGUUCGUUACAGAAUUGGUCUUAUGGAAAAAGGGUUGAGUUUGCUAGACUUUACCAGCGCCGACAAUUGCUAUAUGACCCAAGUCCAUGAUUACAAGGGCGUUUCUUUGUGGCGAAUGGACUCUGACAUUAAGAAUUGUAGCAAGACAGUUAUUGGAAUUUUCCAAAAAUACUACCCAGAACUGUUGUAUGCAAAGUAUUUUGUUAACGUCCCUACUAUUUUUGGUUGGGUGUACGAUUUGAUCAAAAAAUUUGUUGAUGAAAGCACUAGAAAGAAGUUUGUGGUGUUGACUGAUGGUAACAAGUUGGGUCAAUACUUGAAGAACUGCCCACACCAAGACUACGGUGGGAAUGACAAGCAAAACAACUUGAACAAGCAAAACGUCGCGAAUAUCCACCCAACAGAAUAUGGCCUUUAUGUUCUACAAAAGCAGAUCAUCGAAGACGUCGAGUAA